CGUCACGGACAGAAGCAAAGGACUUGGACUGAGGUUCCCGGGCGAGCAGGCGCGGAUAGACGCGGGAAGCAGCGGCUGGGCGGGGGUCGCGGCGCCGCAGCCAGCGCAGCCAGCCCGAGUGGCCGCCGCCUCCGCCGCCCAGUGCGCUUCGGGGUCGCCGGCCGCCGCUAGCACCCGCCGCAGCGCCGCUCCGGGACCGGCCGCGACCGCCGCCACUGCGAUGGGCAACGCCGCCGCCGCCAAGAAGGGCAGCGAGCAGGAGAGCGUGAAAGAGUUCUUAGCCAAAGCCAAAGAAGAUUUCCUUAAAAAAUGGGAAAACCCCGCCCAGAACACAGCCCAGAUGGAUCAUUUUGACCGGAUCAAGACCCUGGGCACGGGCUCCUUUGGGCGGGUGAUGCUGGUGAAGCACAAAGAGACCGGGAACCACUACGCCAUGAAGAUCCUAGACAAGCAGAAGGUGGUGAAGCUGAAACAGAUCGAGCACACCCUCAAUGAGAAGCGGAUCCUGCAAGCGGUCAACUUCCCAUUCCUGGUCAGGCUUGAGUUCUCGUUCAAGGACAACACGAACUUAUACAUGGUCAUGGAGUACGUGCCUGGAGGGGAAAUGUUCUCGCACCUACGGCGGAUCGGCAGGUUCAGUGAGCCCCAUGCCCGCUUCUAUGCGGCUCAGAUCGUCCUUACCUUCGAGUAUUUGCACUCACUGGACCUCAUCUACCGGGACCUGAAGCCAGAGAACCUCCUAAUCGACCAGCAGGGCUACAUUCAGGUGACAGACUUCGGCUUUGCCAAGCGCGUGAAAGGCCGCACUUGGACCUUGUGUGGGACCCCUGAGUACUUGGCCCCUGAGAUAAUCCUGAGUAAAGGCUACAACAAGGCCGUGGACUGGUGGGCCCUCGGGGUCCUCAUCUAUGAAAUGGCUGCAGGCUACCCACCCUUCUUCGCCGACCAGCCCAUUCAGAUCUAUGAGAAGAUCGUCUCCGGGAAGGUGCGGUUCCCGUCCCACUUCAGCUCGGACCUGAAGGACUUGCUGCGGAACCUGCUGCAGGUGGACCUCACCAAGCGCUUCGGGAACCUCAAGAACGGGGUCAACGACAUCAAGAACCACAAGUGGUUUGCCACGACCGACUGGAUUGCCAUCUACCAGAGGAAGGUAGAAGCCCCCUUCAUACCAAAGUUUAAAGGCGCUGGGGACACGAGUAACUUCGACGAUUAUGAGGAGGAAGAGAUCCGGAUCUCCAUCAAUGAGAAGUGUGGCAAGGAGUUUUCUGAGUUUUAGGGGUGUGCCUAUACCCCCAGGGGUUCUUUUUCUUUCUUUUCUUUUUUUUUUUUUUUGGUGGGGGGGUGGGAAGAUUGGAUUGAACAGCCAGAAGCCCCCAGAGUUCCUUGCAUCUAACUUCACCCCCCACCUGGCCCUUCAGGGUUAGGGGGAGCAAGGGGGCCAUUCAGAUGGAUGGAAACACCAGCUGCACCCCCCCCCCCCAUUCCUUGGCCUCCCUGUCCCUCUCCCCACCCCCUUCAGCCUACUUCUGCCUGUUUAACAUCAGUUUCUCAGCUCCAGUAGACCCCCAUCUUGCUGGUAUAUCCGAGGGCAGGGGAUGAGGAUGAGGAGAGGGGACCCCACUUCCCCCCCUCCCCCCCUCCCCCCGGCACGAGGAUGAACGGAUGGACUGGAAAGCCGACCUCCCCUUCCCAGCGGUCCUGCGGGAGGAGAGACUUCUAAGGGCCAUGUUGAGUGGGCUGCUGGCUAGAAUUGAAAGGAAAAGGAAAAAAUUAAAAUCUAUUAAGUUCUA
Molecule: messenger RNA, 1790 nt
Organism: Perognathus longimembris pacificus (Pacific pocket mouse)
Lineage: Eukaryota; Metazoa; Chordata; Mammalia; Rodentia; Heteromyidae
Gene: Prkaca
Product: protein kinase cAMP-activated catalytic subunit alpha
Exons: 10
Coding region: 221-1276 (351 amino acids)
Biological process (GO): peptidyl-serine phosphorylation
Cellular component (GO): nucleus; cAMP-dependent protein kinase complex
Molecular function (GO): protein kinase A regulatory subunit binding; ATP binding; cAMP-dependent protein kinase activity
Source: RefSeq, a predicted model, not a curated record